This is a messenger RNA of Lathyrus oleraceus (garden pea), 1977 nucleotides long. Its product is annotated as casein kinase 1-like protein 2. NCBI's taxonomy places the organism in Eukaryota, Viridiplantae, Streptophyta, Magnoliopsida, Fabales, Fabaceae. Gene Ontology annotation, biological process: protein phosphorylation. Gene Ontology annotation, molecular function: ATP binding; protein kinase activity. The record is from RefSeq and is a predicted model, not a curated record. The coding region runs from base 294 to 1718 and encodes 474 amino acids. The transcript is spliced from 14 exons.
AAAGUAAGAAAAGAAAAUACGUUUGGAUGUGAAAGCGUGAGGGGAGGAGAGGCAUCAUCACGAUCCCUCUCUCUCUCUACCCUAAUAAUCACCUUCAUUUCAGAGAGAGAAACUUUUUUUCUUCCAUUUUUGUCCUUCAACUUUUCUUCAUUCCCGUCUCUAUCCCAUUCCCUUUCCCCUUCCAAUUCUCUUCAGCUACACCGACUUCCAACUCCAUCCAUUUUCAAUUUCCGAUUCUCAAUUUCCCAAUUUCUAGGGUUUUAUUCUCGCAUCUAGGGUUUUGACCCGAUCGAAUGGAGCCUCGUAUUGGGAACAAAUUCCGUCUUGGCCGCAAGAUUGGCAGCGGAUCCUUCGGCGAGAUCUAUCUCGGUACUAAUAUUCAGACAAAUGAAGAGGUUGCAAUCAAGCUUGAAAAUGUCAAAACCAAGCAUCCUCAAUUGUUGUAUGAAUCAAAGUUGUAUAAAGUACUUCAAGGAGGAACUGGUAUCCCAAAUGUGAGAUGGUUUGGCGUUGAAGGAGAGUACAAUGUUCUUGUGAUGGAUUUACUAGGACCUAGUCUCGAAGAUUUAUUCAGUUUUUGUAGUCGCAAAUUGUCCCUUAAAACUGUACUCAUGCUUGCUGAUCAGAUGAUAAAUCGUGUUGAAUAUAUUCAUUCCAAAUCAUUUUUACAUAGGGACAUCAAGCCAGACAACUUCCUGAUGGGUUUGGGGAGGCGUGCUAAUCAAGUUUAUGCCAUUGACUUUGGUCUCGCUAAAAAAUACAGAGACACCUCUACCCAUCAGCAUAUUCCUUACAGAGAGAAUAAGAAUUUGACAGGAACUGCUAGAUAUGCUAGUAUGAAUACACAUCUUGGAAUUGAGCAAAGCCGUAGGGAUGACUUAGAAUCACUUGGAUAUGUUCUUAUGUACUUUUUGAGAGGAAGUCUUCCAUGGCAGGGAUUGAAAGCAGGUACUAAGAAACAGAAGUACGAAAAAAUCAGUGAGAAGAAAGUUUCUACUUCUAUUGAGUCCUUAUGCCGUGGCUAUCCCUCAGAAUUUGCUUCGUACUUCCAUUACUGUCGGUCAUUGCGGUUUGAUGAUAAACCAGAUUAUGCAUAUUUGAAAAGGCUUUUUCGUGACCUUUUCAUUCGUGAAGGGUUCCAGUUUGAUUAUGUCUUUGAUUGGACCAUCUUGAAGUAUCAGCAAUCUCAAAUUGCCACUCCUCCUUCACGUGCCAUUGGUUCUGGUGCUGGGCCAAGUUCUGGCAUACCACCAGCUGUUGUGAGUGCUACUGAUAGACCGACAGGUGGGGAAGAGGGUAGACAUGCUGGUUGGUCUUCAUCAGAUCCUGCUCGUAGAAGAAACUCUGGACCUAUUGCAAAUGAUGUAAACUUAUUUAGACAAAAAGCCCCGGUUCCAAGUGACUCAACUGCAUCUAAAGAUGCUAUGUUGUCUAGUUCUAAUUUCUUCCGACCAAGUGGAUCCACAAGACGAGUAGGCGCUGUUUCCAACAGUCGAGAUGCAGUUGUUGGAAGUGAAAUUGAACCCUCUCUUCCUCUUGCAAGGGAUGGUAGUCCUGGAUCACUCCUUAAAACCUCUGGUGCUCAAAGAAAUUCACCUAUCACAUCAACGGAGCUCAAAGGAACAUCCAGCAGAAACACAUCAAACAUAAAGAAUUUUGAGUCAACUCUCCGAGGUAUUGAGAGCAUGAAUUUCAAUGACGAGAAGGUACAGUAUUAGCAGCCGACACUCGAUCACGUUACUUGGUGGUAAAAUUCUAAAAAGUCUUUUACUUUUUAUUGAGUGGAUUGUUGUCUGUCGUUCAUUUUAUUGAGGAAAGCUACAACAAGUUGGGAAUUGACCCUACAAGUAUAUAAAAAAGAUGCUUAAGGGGUCGAUUUCCUGACAAAGCUUUACCCAUUAAAAGGUUUCUUCUGUUAAUACAGUUUACAUUUUACUUGUAUUGGUUCCACAAAUCAUUCCUCUUUUAUUUUUCUAA